This is a messenger RNA of Chaetomium strumarium, 462 nucleotides long. RefSeq lists its product as uncharacterized. Bases 1 to 462 code for a protein of 153 amino acids. Lineage: Eukaryota; Fungi; Ascomycota; Sordariomycetes; Sordariales; Chaetomiaceae. The transcript has 5 exons. The record is from RefSeq and is a predicted model, not a curated record.
AUGAUGAUGAUAUCAUUUACGCGCAAUACCGUGGUAGCGACCCCGGCAUCGGCAAUACCAGAUGCAGAGCAAAUUGAUGGCAACCGCCUUAGCGGCAAACCCAUCGAUUCGGAUAACGAAAAGGAUGGGAAUGCCCCGACGCUACCUCCUACAACCGAAGACAGCAAGGAGUGGUGCACCAUUUCUCCUGAGGAGCUGGCUUCGAUCGCCGCCGAGUUCACAAACCGCAUCCCGAGCAACCAGACCUUCUCUCCCGCCGAGAUUCCAGGCUUCCUACUCAAACGGAAGAAAGCACCGCGUCGUGCCCUGGACGAGGUUGAGGCUUGGGGAGCGUCGGAUUUUCUCGGUAUCCGAAAUAAGGUGCUCAAUGCCACUCCCCACAGAACUGCGGAUCAAUACCUAGUAGGCGGUCAAAUCAACAAGGUCUUCAAUCCUAUACUGUAUGCUAAGCACCUUAUGUGA